AUAUCCAUUAAAAAAUAAAGAUAUAGAAGAAUUAUACCGAAUACUGUUAUUAUAAACAAAUAUAACCAAAUUAAAUUCUGUUCCCUUGAAAAACCCAGUGACAGCUUGACUCCAUCACUUUGACACCAAUACUUGACGGAGCUUUCAUGUGAUCUCCGCCCACUAAACGUCACUUCUCUGCAGCUCAGCUGUCAAAGACAUUUCCGCGUGAGUUUCACUUGAAACCGCCAGACAUGCAGCAACUUCAUAAUUACGACAGCACCUGAAGGCAGCACUGGAUCCCGUGAAGCGCGCAUGUGGAAAGAAAGAAAAAAAAAAGCCUAUCAAUAUUUAACCUUUUGCCUUUGAUCUGCUGUGAUUUGAAGAUAAAUUAGCGCAGACUCAGCAGAGCCUUUGGUUUUUGUCGUUGUUUUUCUCUCUUUAUCUUUUAAAAUCGCGGGUGUCGCGCAUGGCUCCCCGGGGGGUCUGUCUGCUGCUCGCGCUGUCCGCCGCCCUGAGCGCGCGCUCCUGCUGCGCCUACACCUGUCCGGCCGUCUGCCGCUGCCGCGCCGACACCUUCCAGUGCAGCGGAGACACGCAGCGGGCCUCCGGUGCAGCGGCCGCCUCCGUGCGCCGCCUGAGUUGUGCAUUUCGCAGACGGCUCCAACAUCUGCCGUUGGAAGAAGUGCCCGCUCAAGCCUUCAAGGAGCUGAUCGACAUCACACACAUUGAGAUCUCCCAGAGCAACAGCAUCACAAAGAUACGGAGGCACGCCUUCCUCUCACUGCACAGCCUGAUUGAAAUUACUGUGCAGAAUAUCAAAAGUCUGAGAGUUAUUGAAAAAGGGGCCUUCACAGACCUCCCCAGACUGACACAUCUGAGCGUCUCUAACACGGGCCUGAAACACUUCCCAGACUUCACAACCGUCUCCUCCCUGGUGCCAAAUGUCAUCCUGGAAAUGGUAGACAACAUGGGGAUUGAUACCAUUCCCGCCAAUUCGUUCCAGGGUGUCGCAGAAGAGUAUGUUGACUUGAACCUGUUCAGAAACGGCUUCAAGAAAAUCAAAUCUCAUGCAUUCAAUGGAACCAAGAUCAGCACACUGAUUUUGAGAGACAACUGGUAUCUCAGUGACAUUGAAGAAGACGCUUUUGAAGGAGCCACAGGUCCGAGUUCUCUGGAUGUUUCCUCCACCGCUCUGAGCUCCCUCCCACCGACCGGAUUGAGGCAGGUGACGUUUCUGAAUGCCACCUCUGCCUUUGCUCUGAAGACGCUGCCUCCGCUGGAGAGCCUGGCCGAGCUGCUGGAGGCCGAACUCACGUACUCCAGCCACUGCUGUGCCUUCAACACGUGGCGACGGAGUCAAAGGGAAAGUGCCUUAAAGAACUUCACAAAGUUGUGUGAUCUCAUGGAAACUGAAAUAGAGCCCACUGCGGAUAGCGAGGACCUCAACGAUUACAUCAUCUUUCAGUACCCGGACCUGGAAUCAGAUUGUCUUAAAAGCUCCUUGGUCAAGUGCACGCCGAAGCCAGACGAAGCCUUCAACCCCUGUGAGGAUCUGCUGGGCUUUCCCUUCCUACGCUGUCUCACCUGGAUCAUCACCGUGUUCGCCGUGGCCGGUAACCUGACUGUCCUGGCGAUGCUGCUGAUAAGCCACCACAAGCUGACCAUCUCCAGGUUCCUCAUGUGCAACCUGGCCUUCGCCGACCUCUGCAUGGGACUUUACCUGACGCUCAUUGCCUUCAUGGACCAGCUCUCCCGCCACGAGUACUACAACCACGCCAUCGACUGGCAGACGGGACCCGGGUGCGCCGUCGCCGGCUUCCUGACGGUGUUUAGCAGCGAGCUAUCGGUGUACACUCUGACCGUCAUUAGCCUCGAGCGCUGGCACACCAUCACCAACGCCAUGCGCGUCAAUAAGAGGCUGCGGAUGCACCACGUGGCGGCCAUCAUGGGGGCGGGCUGGGCCCUUUCUCUGCUGGUCGCCCUGCUCCCUCUGGUGGGGGUCAGCAGCUACAGCAAAGUGAGCAUCUGUCUGCCCAUGGACAUCGACGAGCCGGGCUCUCAGGUGUACGUGGUGGCGGUGCUGGUCCUCAACGUGGUGGCUUUCUUGGCGGUCUGCUACUGUUACGCGUGCAUAUAUCUGAGCGUUCACAACCCGGAGCACUCGGCGCGCCUCGGCGACACCAGGAUCGCCAAGCGCAUGGCCGUGCUCAUCUUCACGGACUUUGUGUGCAUGGCGCCGAUCUCCUUCUUCGCCAUCUCGGCGGCCCUGUGCGUGCCCCUCAUAACCGUGUCUCACUCCAAGAUCCUGCUCGUCCUGUUUUAUCCCAUCAACUCGCUGUGCAACCCUUUCUUGUACACGCUCUUCACGCGGGCUUUCAGGAAGGAGGCGCGGCAUCUGCUGGGUCGCUGGGGCUGCUGCCGCGCCGGCGCCGACUUCUACAGGUCACAGACUCUGGCUUCACACCUCAACUCCACCCCGAAGAUCCCAAACAAGAUCCCUCACUCGCUCAGCAUUUACGCCUAUCACAUUAAGAUGAAGGAUUGCUUUUUAAAUAAGGGCGCCACAUGAGCGGCGUUGGGGAUUCUUUUUUUGGGGAACUUGCUGAGAAUGUUGCAUUGCUUUUCAAAUGUAGGUACGUACGGGUGAAGGGAGUCUCAGUCUGGCACACGGCAAAAUUAGAUUUGAAGUUUUGAAUUUAGUUUUCAGAGUGAGAAUUUCCUCAGUCUGGACAGAGAGGUCCAAUUAAAGGCGGCGAGUGCUGCAGCCUGCAUUUCUGCACAAUGAUGUGGCACAAAGAAGCAGAUAGAUGGAGCAGGAACAAAUACAAUAUUCCAGUUUAUUUGCAAAUCUAUUUUGAAGGUGUAAAUGAUUUUAUCAAGAUUUGUGUAAGACCGUACAAGACACAGUUUUCUUGAAGAUCAGUAAGUAAACAAUGAAGUAAAUAUGAUGGAACAGAAGCAUCCGUUUCAGCUCAUCAGAGACAAGUUGUUGUACUCAGGAGACCCUCAGUUCAUCGCUGAUGUUUUAAUACGGUUUAUUGGUCAUUAAUUUAUCUUGCUCACCACUCAACCCUGGAGGGUCUUUGGGCAACUGGAGUCAAUCCCAGCUAACAUCUGGCAUGAGGGGGAGGAACCACCAUUCACUCUCACACCUACGAGUGAUUUACAGUCACCAAUUGACCAACAACCAACGGAGCAGAGUGGGGGGGUUUUGGGCCUUUUACCUUUAACGCUAUUCGACAGUCUUUCGAAUCAUUGCUGCAGACUUCUAGAUAUACGUUUACGUCUGCAAUGGUGAACUUUACCAAUUAAAUAUCUGAACGGAUGCUAUUUGGGUGACUUCAUUGUACUCAAGGAUCAGUGUGAUAAUGUUUUUAUUGGUCACUGUGAGAAAUGGCAUCAGGUUUACAGAACAUAGUAAACAUUUCACCAUUAUUUAGAGCCUUAAAUCCCCCUUGUGUGGCGCCCACUUCCUCAUUGAGUUAUAAAACCAAGUACACUAUGUAAAAAUGUGCACACUGUUUGCGUGCUGUAUUUGAAGCCAGGAACCAAGACUGUUGCCUAUAUAUUGCUACACUUCACUACAAAUGUCAAAAAUAUUAUCUGCAUUUUUCAGUGAUUUGUUGCUGAAGCCGUCUCACCUCCCACAUGCUUUCUUUCCAGCUGUGAGUAGAUGCUUGAUUGUCUAUCCAAAACAGUGAAAUAUUAAAUUGAUUUUGGUGUC
Molecule: messenger RNA, 3706 nt
Organism: Gasterosteus aculeatus aculeatus (three-spined stickleback)
Lineage: Eukaryota; Metazoa; Chordata; Actinopteri; Perciformes; Gasterosteidae
Source: RefSeq, a predicted model, not a curated record